Messenger RNA from Xyrauchen texanus (razorback sucker), 1467 nucleotides. It is a transcript of the gene psmd4a, whose product is annotated as proteasome 26S subunit ubiquitin receptor, non-ATPase 4a. The transcript is spliced from 10 exons. NCBI's taxonomy places the organism in Eukaryota, Metazoa, Chordata, Actinopteri, Cypriniformes, Catostomidae. Gene Ontology annotation, cellular component: cytosol; nucleus; proteasome regulatory particle, base subcomplex. Gene Ontology annotation, biological process: proteasome-mediated ubiquitin-dependent protein catabolic process. Gene Ontology annotation, molecular function: polyubiquitin modification-dependent protein binding. The record is from RefSeq and is a predicted model, not a curated record. Bases 18 to 1136 code for a protein of 372 amino acids.
ACUGGAGGAUUUUCAAGAUGGUGCUCGAAAGUACUAUGGUCUGUGUGGACAACAGUGAAUACAUGAGGAAUGGAGAUUUUCUGCCCACCAGAUUACAAGCACAGCAGGAUGCUGUCAACAUUGUCUGUCACUCAAAGACGCGCACUAACCCAGAGAACAAUGUGGGACUAAUCACAAUGGCCAAUAAUUGUGAAGUCCUCGCCACUUUAACACCAGACACUGGCCGCAUACUCUCAAAGCUCCACGCAGUUCAGCCCCUAGGCUUAAUCUCCUUCUGCACUGGCAUACGGGUGGCACAUUUGGCAUUGAAGCAUAGACAAGGCAAGAACCACAAGUUGAGGAUUGUUGCUUUUGUGGGCAGCCCAGUGGAGGACAAUGAAAAAGAGCUGGUGAAGUUGGCAAAGCGAUUGAAAAAAGAAAAAGUCAAUGUAGAUGUGAUCAAUUUUGGAGAAGAGGAGGUGAACACAGAAAAACUGACUGCAUUUGUGAAUGCACUGAACGGUAAGGAGGGCACAGGUUCUCACCUGGUAACUGUGCCACCUGGGCCCAGCCUAGCUGAUGCCCUGCUGUCUUCUCCCAUCCUGGCUGGUGAGGGUGGUACCGUGUUGGGCUUGGGUGCGAGUGACUUUGAGUUUGGAGUGGACCCCAGUGCUGACCCCGAACUGGCACUGGCCUUGCGUGUAUCUAUGGAGGAGCAAAGGCAGAGACAGGAAGAGGAGGCCCGCAGGGCAGCUGCCCAAUCAGUGGCUGAGGCCGGCCUUCCCUCAUCUACUGCUGAUGAAUCUGAGGAUGCUCUUUUGAAGAUGACUGCCUCUCAGGCUGACAGUGACGUAGCAGCAUUGCCAGACUUCAGCAGCAUGACAGAGGAGGAGCAGAUAGCUUAUGCCAUGCAGAUGUCCCUGGCAGGUGGAGAAUUAGGAGAAUCAAUGGACACAGGAGCUCCAAUGGACACUGCCAAAUCUAAAGAAGAGGAUGAUUAUGAUGUAAUGCAGGACCCAGAUUUCCUCCAAAGUGUUCUGGAGAAUCUGCCUGGCGUUGACCCCAACAAUGAGGCCAUCCGCAAUGCCAUGGGUUCUCUGGCCUCUCAGAGUGGUAACAAACAAGAGGGGAAAAAAGAUGAUGAAAAGAAGAAAUAAAUUCAAAGACUGUUAUGUGACUUAUUGUGAUUAAAGUAUAAGCUAACUGGCAUGUGAAAAGCAAAAUUAGUAAAAUGCCAAGUUGCCAGCAGAAGUUAUAAAAACCGACAUCUGAUGUUUUGGAGAAAUUUAAGAUGCAGACCAAGUCGUUGAGACAUUUACUUUCAAAUGAUAUAUUUGCAAUGUUGUGUGGUACCUCAAAAAUUCACACAUGGCUUGCUAAAGAUUUUUCCCCUUAAGACAUAUGCACAAUUUGUCAAAUACUUCAUGAACCUGUGCAUAAAGAUGCAAAUGUUUUUGCGUUUUUCUAUUGCCAUUAAAACAUGGUCUA